Molecule: messenger RNA, 4514 nt
Organism: Mytilus californianus (California mussel)
Lineage: Eukaryota; Metazoa; Mollusca; Bivalvia; Mytilida; Mytilidae
Product: proteoglycan 4-like
Exons: 15
Coding region: 1-3720 (1239 amino acids)
Source: RefSeq, a predicted model, not a curated record
AUGCCAGAAUGCAGCGACAAAUUAGAUCAUUGCUUCGAUUUUAGCGACGAAUCGUGUGUGGGCAGAUAUGCACCAUGGGCCAAAGAAAAUUGUGCUUACAGAUGUGGCUAUUGUCCAGUUCCUGCUUUAACCUACGUGCCUGGAAACAACACUGAAGUUCUUCCAACAGAUCUGGUUCCUACAAAGCCAACAGGGAUCAAGCCUACGGUAGUUCUAACAAACGAAACAUCGAAUGAAACAACAGGGGAACAGACAGAUCUGACAACAAUGAGGAAUACUAACCAAACAGAAUGUGGUGAUAAACGUGAUAACUGUUUUAACUAUGGUGAUGAACAAUGUAUAGGCAGAUAUGCACCAUGGGCCAAAGAUAACUGUGCUUUUAGAUGUGGUUAUUGCCCAGGACAUUAUCCACCUUGUGAAGACAAGAUAGAUUAUUGUAAACAGCUCGGGAGCGGUGCCUGCUCCGAACAUCAGUAUGCUGGGUUUGUCCGUCUUAAUUGUAGAAAGACUUGCGAUAAAUGCACAGUUCCUGCCUUGAACUAUGUAACUCCAAAUAACACAGUACUACAAUCAACAGCAUUGGUUCCAACAAAGCCAAAUGAGACUAAACCAACAGUAGCACAGACUAAUGUAACAGGGUGUGUGGAUAUAAAAGAAAACUGUUGGAACUAUGAUGACAAGAAAUGCUUGGGGAUCUAUGCGCCUUGGGCAAAAGUUAACUGUCCAUAUAGAUGUGGCUAUUGUCCUGAUACACCACCAUGUGUAGACAAGCUUCCUAAUUGUGACGAGUAUGGAGACAAUGUUUGUACUGACUCGUUUUAUGCUGGCUGGUCUAGGACUAACUGUAGAAAAUACUGUAAUAAAUGUGAAGUGCCAUACCACGCUAACAUAACAGAGUCGACAAUACCAACAAUACAGGGAAUCACUACACAGGGGAUAGGAAACGGUACCCGGAUGACAUCGUUAUCAACAAAACAUGUUACACCUCCGACAGUCCACACAGAGGAGCCAAAUACACUCAAUACCACAACGGUACCAGUGCUUCCUACUGGUGAUGCAUGCAAGGAUAAAAGAGAUGAUUGUGCAAACUAUGACGACGAGGCCUGCAGUGGGGUUUUUACAACAUGGGCAAUAACCAACUGUGCCCGCAGAUGUGGAUAUUGUACAAAUGAGCUGAUGUGUAAAGAUUCCGUGAAGUGUGGCAAUUUACCAAACAAUUUAUGUACAGCUGAAGAAUUUAAAUGCAUAGCCACAACAUCCUGUCGUAAAUUCUGUGGACUUUGUACAGAAAAGACAACCAGCUACACAACACAAAAGCUGACAGAGGCGUCCUCUGUGUCAAUAUUUCCAACAGAAGCCCCGACUUCCUCCGUCCAAGCAUCAACUGUUUCAAGUUCGGAAUUGCCUACAACAAUGCAACCGAAAACUCCACAGCCGACAAUUUCAACAACGUUAGCAACCAUCCAAUCAACGAAAUCUUCGACUCAAGCUGUUACAAAAUCAGUUUCAACGACUGAGCAGAUCACGCUAUCUACCGCAAUGCGAAUCCCAACUAAGCCUGUCACAUCAGAUUCGUCAUCUAUUCAAACAACACCACCAACCUCAUCAGUGAAACAAACAUUGUCAACAAAUCCACCAACCAGUCCCCCAACACCAGAACCUACCAGUGAACCAACAAAAGUAUCUACAACUGACCAAAAAACACCAGAACCAACCAAACCAUCUAGACAAGUAACAACAAAACUAUCAACGUCAGAACCAACUAAGCCAUCAACAUCAAAACCAUCUAAGCCAUCAACACCAGAACCAACCAAACUAUCUACACCAGAACCUACUAAAUUGUCUACUCCAGAACCUACUAAACCAUCGACACCAGAACCAACUAAACCAUCAACACCAGAACCAUCUAAGCCAUCCACACCAGAACCUACAAAACUAUCUACACCAGAACAGACUAAAUUAUCUACUCCAGAACCUACCAAACAAUCCACACCAGAACCAACAAAACUAUCGACACUGCAACCUACAAAAUCAUCCACACUGGAACCAAAAAAACCUUCAACACCAGAACCAACAAAAUCAUCUACAUCUGAACAAACAACACCAGAACAAGCUGCCCAGUCUACUAUAGAACAAGCUACACAAGAACCUACCAAACUAUCAACUCAAGAAUCAAUUAAACCUUCGACCCCAGAACCAACUAAACAAUCAACUUCGGAGCCAUCCCCGCCAUCAACACCAGAACCUACAAAACCAUCUACAUCAUCAACGCCAGAACCAACUAUGUCAUCAACACUCGAACCAACAAAAGUAUCUACACCAGAACAAACCAAACCAUCCACCCAAGAACCAACUAAAGCAUCCACACCAGAACCAAAAACACUUUCUACACCAGAACCAACAAAACCUACCAUGUCAUCAGUAUCUACACCUGAACCCACAAAACCAUCUACACCUGAACCAACCAAUGCAUCUACUCCUGAACCUACUAGACCAUCUACACCAGAACCAACAAAACCAUCAACACCAGAACCAACAAAACCAUCUACAUCUGAACCAACCAAUGCAUCUACUCCUGAACCUACUAGACCAUCUACACCAGAACCAACAAAACCAUCAACACCAGAACCAACAAAACCAUCUACAUCUGAACCAACCAAUACAUCUACUCCUGAACCUACCAGACCAUCUACACCAGAACCAACAAAACCAUCAACACCAGAACCAACUAAACCAUCUACAUCUGAAGCAUCCAAUACAUCUACUCCUGAACCUACUAGACCAUCUACACCAGAACCAACAAAACCAUCAACACCAGAACCAACAAAACCAUCUACAUCUGAACCAACCAAUACAUCUACUCCUGAACCUACUAGACCAUCUACACCAGAACCAACAAAACCAUCAACACCAGAACCAACAAAACCAUCUACAUCUGAACCAACCAAUACAUCUACUCCUGAACCUACUAGACCAUCUACACCAGAACCAACAAAACCAUCAACACCAGAACCAACUAAAUCAUCAACACCACAACCAACAGAACCAUCUACAUCUGAAUCAACCAAUACUUCUACUCCUGAACCUACUAGACCAUCUACACCAGAACCAACAAAACCAUCAACACUAGAACCAACAAAACCAUCAACACCAGAACCAACAAAACCAUCUACUCCUGAACCAACAAAACCGCCCAUGUCAUCAGUAUCUACACCAAAACCAACAAGACAAUCUACACCUGAACCAACAACACCAGAACCAAAGAAACCCACGCCAUCACCAAUAAAUCCAGAUUACUCAAAAGAACAACCAACACCAUCCCCAACACUUCCAUCAUUAAGUUUGUCAUCGUCUGGUCCAAAAGUUUGUAGUACAAAUUUUGCGGAACCUGUUCCAACGUGUUGUAAAGUGUGCGCAUGUCCAGGUGCACAAGUGUUUGGACGAGUAAUAAAUGAACUCGGUGAACCCAUUUCUAAUGCUGAAAUCUCCUUCUCGGGUUGUGAAUGUGUACGAUAUUUAACAGAUCCAUCUGGAAAUUAUGAAAUCCUUAACAUUUGUGUUGAAGGCCAUGAAAUGUUAUAUGAACAUCCGGGAUAUAUGGCCUCAAAAGUUUUACCAGUUCCAGUAGUACCGGGUGGAAAAUUCUGGAAGGCAGAUAACAUUCUAAAAACCAAACCGAUUGUUCCGGGACUUAAUGUAACAAAAACAUCUACUGGUUGAAAUAUGUAUGGACAAAUCUAAACCUGUAGAAAAUAAUUGAUGUAGCGAUAUCUGUGAUAACAAACUGGUCGUUUUGUUAAGUGAAUGUCGUUUUUUCAUCUGUAGUAUCAUGUAGACAUUUUCAUUUUAAGAUGUUCAUUAGAUUGAGGACCUAUUGCUGUUACACUAGAAAAUUCAUUCCUUGUCUUAUAGUGGAUAGUUGUCCCAUUAGAAAGCAUACCUAUAACGUUAUUUUAUACUAAAAAGAUUACGGUCGUUUAAUACGGUCAUAAUAUGACACAAUGUUUGAUUGAAUUAAAAGUAUAUUCCCCUUUACUUUUUGACGUAUAGAAUUUGAUCCUAUAAUGAACGGAUGUCAAGUGUUAUUGUGGGUUGGAGACAAGUAGAAUGAAAUUGUUAGCAAAAGAAAACUCGGCAAGUAAUAGUCAAGUAAGGCAUGCCGUCAAAUAAAUGCCAUCCAACUAUCGUCAUUUUAUUGAUUUUAUGGUUCUAUGUAUAUGUUCUGAACAGUUAUUUGAUUCUCAAAAUUGGUUUGAUUAAUUCUAUAAUGUGUUUGUUCCCAUUUCAAACUCUCCCAGGGUAACCAACUGUGCUCCUCUUCUUGUCUACUUAUUCCAUUAUUCGCAUGAGGAAGACUUCAUAGAGGAAAGUUCAAGAAUAAUGAAAACAAGUUAUCAUUUUCCUUUAAUUUAACGUUCCAAUAUAAUAAUGAUGUCCUCUCACUGAAUAUGUUAACAUUUAUUGACGAUUUGGCUAUCCUAUUGCACUUGAAAUAAAAAAUACCAUACCUGCAA